Bicyclus anynana (squinting bush brown) is the source of this 7282-nucleotide messenger RNA. It is a transcript of the gene Cortactin, whose product is annotated as src substrate cortactin. Lineage: Eukaryota; Metazoa; Arthropoda; Insecta; Lepidoptera; Nymphalidae. The coding region runs from base 257 to 1822 and encodes 521 amino acids. Gene Ontology annotation, biological process: regulation of actin filament polymerization. Gene Ontology annotation, cellular component: plasma membrane; cortical actin cytoskeleton; actin filament. The record is from RefSeq and is a predicted model, not a curated record. Gene Ontology annotation, molecular function: actin filament binding. The transcript is spliced from 12 exons.
CAACUGUCAAUUGCCAAAUCGUGAAAGUGACGCAUCGGCGGGCGAUGAUAUCCAAAUUGCUGAUAUUUGUGAUUUUUACUAUCUAAUAAGCCUAAAACCAAGCCCUAUCUAAUGAUAGCAUAACAUUUCAUAAAAUAAGUGUUAUAUAUUCGAAUGACUGAAGUAAGAUUUGUGUUACUUUUCUCUAUGUGCAAGAAAUUCUUCUGAGCGUAAAAAACUACGUUUUCUCGAGAAUUUUAAUCAGAAACCGGCUAAGAUGUGGAAAGCAUCAACAGAUGUGGCUGCCCCAGCACCAGCCGAGGCAGAUGACUGGGAGACAGACCCAGACUUUGUGAACGAUGUGACGGAGCAAGAGCAACGUUGGGGCCCUGGCGGCAGACAUGUGGAGGCUAUUGAUAUGGCGAAGUUAAGGGAAGAGGUGUUCGAAGCCGACAAACAAGUUAAGAAACAACAAUAUGAGGCUGGACCUAAAUCAUCCUUCGGAUAUGGUGGAAAAUUUGGAGUGCAAGCAGACAGAAUGGACAAAUCAGCAGUCGGACACGACUAUGUCGGGAAGACUGAGAAACAUGUCUCCCAGAAGGACUAUGCACAAGGUUUCGGAGGCAAGUUUGGGGUACAGACGGACCGCAUGGACGCCAGCGCAGUGGGCCACGACUAUGUUGGCGCGGUGGAGAAGCACGCCUCGCAGACUGAUGCUGCUAAGGGCUUCGGUGGCAAGUUCGGUGUGCAGACCGACAGGGUCGAUAAGAGCGCGGUGGGCUGGGAGCACAAGGAGCAGGCGGCGAAGCACCCGUCGCAGCGGGACCACUCGCUGGGCUUCGGCGGCAAGUUCGGCGUGCAGGCGGACCGGCAGGACAAGUGCGCCGCCGGCUGGGACCACCACGAGGCUGCCAACACGCACGAGUCGCAGAAAGAUUACAAGGAGGGUUUCGGCGGUAAGUUCGGAGUGCAAACGGACAGACAGGACGCGUCGGCGGUGGGCUGGGACCACCAGGAGAAGACUCCUGCGCACGCCAGCCAAGUCGAUCACAAGAAGGGUUUCGGCGGCAAGUUUGGCGUGCAAACUGACCGGGUGGAUAAAUGCGCCCACCGCUUCGACGAAGUUGAGAAGGUGGGCACGAACUACAGCAAGCAGCGGCCCGACAUCGGUGGCGCCAAGCCCUCCUCCAUACGCGCCAAGUUCGAGAACAUGGCCAAGGAGAAGGAACAGGAAGCGCAGCAGUCGGUUCAAAGGAUAAGGCAAGAAAGACAACAAACCGAUAAAAGCCUAUCAGAUAAGGAAAAGCAACGCGUGGAAAAAGAGAAAACAGAGGAAGUUGACGAACCAAAUCAACCACCACCUCAACCUGUGCAACCCAAAACAGAAGAAACAAACAAAGCUGCUCUCAACACAAACAUCAACAUCACCAAAACGACAGAAGAAACAGCGGACAUCGUUCCUACGACCGAAGUGCCAAAGAGUCCUGUUCAAGAAGCGAAGCAGAUCAUCUUACCCGAUGUCACUUUGGUGGGAGACGCUAAAGAAGAAGAGAAAGCAGAGAGCAAAGAAGAAAAGGAAGAAAUGACCCGCCAGCCCACGAUCGUGGUGUCGCCGGUGGGCUGGGAGAGCGAGCUGGGCGCGGACGGCGACGCGGACGACGAGGACGGGUACACGGCGCGCGCGCUCUACGACUACCAGGCCGCCGCGCCGGACGAGAUCUCCUUCGACCCGGACGACCUCAUCACCAACAUCGUCAUGAUCGACGAGGGUUGGUGGCAGGGGCUAUGUAAAGGCGCGUACGGACUAUUCCCCGCUAACUACGUGCAACUGCAGGACAAAUAAGUAUUUUUUUUUAUUAUUAUUCUACAUUCCUUAACUAUACAAGUAUACAUAGCGAUCAUUGUCAAAUGUUACAAUAUUUUGGUAAAAUAAUAUGAAUAUUUGUUACAUAACCUUCGAUCAUCAAUUUAGUUCUUUAUCUAAAUAUUUUAGGGAAACUCAGAACGUCAUAUCCUUCUCAGACAACUUUUUCAUCAACAUCACAAAAUCUCGGAAAUAGCUUGACAUAAAAAGAUGAAAUUUGGCAGGGAGGUAGUUUGUAGUUAGUAGACGUUCGCUAAGAACCGGUUUUGCGACAGGGCCAGAUUAAGGAGUUCUAAGGGCGGACAAAGUCGCGGAUGUAAGGUAAAGUUCUUUCUACUAAAUAACAUAGAUAAUAAUAAUUAGAUGAACGCAAAAUUUCUGAAUGCCUCCGUGGUGCAGUGGAAUGCGUGGUGGAUUUACAAGACGGAGGUCCUGGGUUCGAUCCCCGGCUGGACCGAUUGACGAUUUCUUUUUUGACGACGAUUGCCUUCGGCCGUGGCUAACUACCACCGUACCGGCAAAGACGUGCCGCCAAGCGAUUUAGCGUUCCGGUACGAUGUCGUGUAGAAACCGAAAGGGGUGUGGAUUUUCAUCCAACUCCUAACAAGUUACCUUCUUAGAUACUUCAUAUUAAAUUGCAUCAUCACUUACCAUCAGGUGAGAUUCUGGUCAUGGGCUAACUUGUGAAGUAUAAAAGAAAACAAAUAAUCACAACUAAUUCGUAUGUUUGUUUUGAAUUUUGAAUCAUACCCUGCUGCUAAACUAUGCACAAAAAUUAAGGGAGCAGAAAAAAAAUCCAAAUUUUUGGGGGAUUUUCAACAGGCUGUAACUUAUACAAAAAUGGUCGUACAGCAAAAAAAUAAAAAGCAAAUUGUAGCUCUGAGUGUUUAGUUUUUGGAUCUGAGUUUGAAAAUUUUUUUUUGAAAAUAUUUUUCGAGUAAUCAUAAGAAAACCACCGAAAAAAAAAUUUUCGAAAUUUUUUUGGGUUUUUUUUUUAAUCUACGGACGUGGAAAAAAAAUUUUCGGCUCAACCUCCAUAUGGACCGGAUAGCUUGUUUAUUCAGAUUUAAUUUCGUUUUUUUUUUAAUCUCGAUACGAGCAUUUCUCGCUGAGAUAUCGAUGUUUGAAUGGAAAAAGAUCAUUUUGUCUUUGAUUACGAAAAUUAAGAAUUUCGCUCUGAAAAUGUCAUAAUUUUUAUCUAAAAUGAAAUUUUUUUUUUUUUAAUUUUUCUCUCAAUUCUCUAUUAGUGACUUGAAAAAUUAAAGAAAAAAAAAAAUUAUGACAUUUUCAGAGCGAAAUUCUUCAUUUUCUUGCUCCUUUAAUUUUUUGAAAAAUUCGAUCAAGUGGGAAAAAAAACGGUUGGCUGGAUUGAAUUGAAACUUUGUAGGGUUUUUGUGGGUAUAUUGAACAGUAAAAGGCACACUUAACGUCAGUGGUUUCCGCAAUAUUUUUGAUUGGGCGCUUGAUUUUCCAAAAAACGACAAAAAGCCCUUUUUUGGAUGCUUUUUCAAAUUCAUGUAAUGAUUGAAAAAAAUUUUUUUUUUCAAAAUUCAAUUGCCAAUCCUCGUAGAAAAUUUAUUCAAGUUUUUAAAACCAAUCUCAAAAUUUUUGUGCAAUCAUUGGUUGCUGAGAUAUUGGUAAUCAAAGACAAAAUGAUCUUUUUCCAUUCAAACAUCGAUAUCUCAGCGAGAAAUGCUCGUAUCGAGAUUUAAAAAAAACGAAAUUAAAUCUGAAUAAACAAGCUAUCCGGUCCAUAUGGAGGUUGAGCCGAAUAUUUUUUUUCCACGUCCGUAGAUUAAAAAAAAAACCAAAAAAAUUUCGAAAAUUUUUUUUUCGGUGGUUUUCUUAUGAUUACUCGAAAAAUAUUUAAAAAAAAAAAAUUCAAACUUAGAUCCAAAAACUAAACACUCAGAGCUACAAUUUGCUUUUUAUUUUUUGCUGUACGACCAUUUUUGUAUAAGUUACAGCCUGUUGAAAAUCACCCAAAAAUUUGGAUUUUUUUUCUGCUCCCUUAAUUUUUGUGCAUAGUAUAUAUUAAAUUUUUGAUCGAAGGAUAAACGGUAAUGUUUUAUAUAUAUAACCGAAUUAUUGUUAUAAACAUGGAUAAAAACUGUUACAUAAAAUGUAAAUAAACAUAGAACUAUUUAUUAAGAAUAUUAUAAAGAUGAGCAAAUUGUUACAUACUUUGAUAGCCUGGUUCAGAUGACAGGAUCCCAUCAUCAAUUCUUUUCCACCCGAUUCCGAAGAAAGUAUUGUAAAAACAAUACUUUCUUACCUACGGGCAAAUAAGUCCUCUUUCUGACACAGUCGGGUAAAAAUGCCCCAACCAUUGACCUCUUAUUAUAAAAGGACGCACAAUCAUGUAGAAAAUUUCACUUAAAAACUGUCCAAUUUUGCUUUGGCAGUUUUAGAAUUAUUGGUAAAGAAAAUUAUCCCUAAAGGCCUUAAAAUAUACUCCAAUAUUUAAUAAAAUCCCAAAUUCAGAGCAAAUUCAACCUUAAGUUUAAGGUUGAAUUUGCAAAUGCGACUACUUGAAUUGAGUGCCAAGAAGUUGUUUGACACUCAUUGAGUGGGGACGUUUUUUGGUCGCUGAUUGUGCAUCCACUUUUUAAUAGCAGAUCGAUGGCCUCAACUCAGCAUUUUGGCACAUACUUCUUAUUAAAAAAAAAGUAUGUAGUAUUUUACAUGUAAUUAAGUGUAAUUUUUUUAGUUUAGACAGAUCACGCUUGACAAGAAUUUUAUUAAAAAGAACUAUAUUAUUCCAAGAUAUGGUUUUCGAUUUCCUCAUAUUGACCUCUAAAAUUAAAACACUGUAGGUUCUUAAAAUUAUUGUUAUCAUAGUAUAGAAAAUUAUAAAUAUGGAACCAUAGAUAUUUUUUUCAAUAUACAUGUAAUAUGUGUUUAUUAGAAAGGUCAUAUGACAUUUUUGAAUGGGCAAAGAUAAUUUUUGAUAUGCUGUUUUUGUUAAUCUAUACUUCUAUGCUAAUAUUAUAAAGAGUUUGUUCGUUUGUUUGUUUGUUUGUUUGAUUGAUUGAACGCGCUAAUCUCCGGAACUACUGGACCGAUUUGAAAAAUUAUUUCAGUGUUAGAUAGCCCAUUUAUCAAGAAAGGCUAUCCUACGGGAACGGGAACCACGCGGGUGAAACCGCGCGGCAUCAGCUAGUAGAGUAAAUAAAUCAUAAUUUGAAUGGAAUUGUUAGACAGUAAACAGUAAUAAAUAUUUAUUUAACGUAGUAAUUUAUUUUACAUUAAAACUGUACCCUAUCCAGAUUCCACACUUCACAGUAAAGUAUAUGAAAAAGAAACGACUACCUACUGAAAGAUGUAUAUCCAAAGAUUUUCUACUAUUAGAUAUGUUACGUGCCUACAAAAUCACCUCAAAAAGUAAUUCGAAAUUAACUCGACUACUACUCAACUGAGCGCACAUAUGCACAAUUUUGUAUUUACUUAUAUAUAGUUUUUAUACUAUUUGAACAUAGAACUCUCGACAUGUAGACAAUAUUUAGGUAUUAUUUGUUUAAAUAACUUUCGUUUACAACGCCACUAAAUGAAAGUAAGACAAUUAGCCACUUUUUACCGCUUCAGUUUCAAUGCGCUAGUGACAUAUCUAUAGUAAAAAAUCUUUGUCUAUAUAUUAUUCUUUGUGCCUCUCUAUACUGGGAGCUUCUAAUAAUUAAUUAACAAGUAAUUAAGUCUUACGCAUUUCCCUUCGGCAUAUUUUUCUAAAAAGUCUUGAUUUUUUACGAAACUAGCUUUAAGUUGUGUUUAAGUAAGAUGUUAUAUGAUCAAUGAUCAUGUACCAUAUUUUUUUUGGUAUAUUUGACCUUAAAUAUUAUAAUCAUAUGUAACAAUAAUUACACUUCAAAGGAUUUGGUAGAUAAGGUGCUAUCUUCAUCUAUCCUUAAAACAAUCAAAUAGUAGCGAAAUUAUGUAGUGUAACCAACGAUAUUUAUACUAUUAGAUAUGUUACGUGCCUACAAAAUCGCCGCAAAAAGUGUUCCGAACUCAGCUACUGAGCGCACACAUACACAAUUUUGUGUGUUACCUACAUUAUAUAUUUCAACACACACAACUCGACAUUGUAAACAAUAUUUACUUAUUAAUUUUUUAAAUACCUUUCGUUGUUUACAAUGCGACUAAAUUAAAUUAAGACAAUUAGGCACAUCUGUUCGCCUCAGUUUUGACGCGCUAGUGCCAUAUCUAAUAAUAUAAAAUAUCGUUGAGUGUAACGGUUUUUUUGUAACUCUAUAAUGUGAGUUUCGAUUUCGUCUCUGUCUAGAUUCGUCGCUCUCUGUAUCUGUAGGUACAGAGAGCGACGAAUUCGAGACUUACACUGACUGAGUUUUAUAAGCAUUUUGAGAAUAUACCGGAUUUAGCUAUUUUUUUAAUGUUUAUUUAUCUUAGUGUUUGUUAAUAUUAUUUGAACUUAAAUCAUGGUUCUUUUAUCAGUGAGCAAAUCACUUAUGAUUGUUUAAAAAAAACUUAUCAAUUAUAGAACGAUAGGUAUUUUAUUUGUAUUAUUUUGUCGUUUUGUUAUACCUGAAAUUAAAAUACAGGACAAUACAGAAUACAGAAUAUAAAAAAAGAAAACGUGGAAAUAAAUUCAGAAUAUGUAAAAGCAGACCAAUUUCUAUUAUUAAUGAAAAAAAUCUGGAUCUGCAUUGAAAAUACCAUACAGCUGCGGCUUUAAAAUCAUACAUUGAUUUUUUAUAAUCUUAGAGCGAUAUCAGACUAGUGUAUAUUAUACGCGCGUAUGAGCUCGUUUUUGGAAGCGCAUGUAGGCGCGUUUAGGCGUGCUUUUUGGCACACGCUCAACUCGUACGAGGGCUUCUAAGCUCUUAUAUGAUAAGCUGAUACUGACACGAUACCGGUUCGAGGGAACACGCUGAAAAUAUAUGCCCAUUUACGCGGGUCCGGUUUUUUUAAAUCAAAAAUUCAUUUAUUUCAAAUAAGCUCAGUAUACAAGCACUUUUGAUCUAUUUGUAAAGAUUCUACCACCGGUUCGGAAGGCAGAUUCUGCUGAGAAGAAACCGGCAAGAAACUCAACAGUUGCUCUUUUAAAAAAAUCAUACAAUAACAUUAUAAUUACAUUUGAUGACAACAUUACAAUUUCUUAUAGUUUUACUUCCUGUGUGAAGGAAUUUAGCGAGCGUGUAAGCGCGAAUGCUAAAACGACCGUAUGCGCGCACAAAAAUACGCUAGUCUGAAAUCAGUCUUAUGACGACAUAUAUGACAUGUAACCUCAUUUUAUGGAAUUAAUGAUUAUUAAUAAUGUAUUGAUAAUGAUAAUAAUAAUUUUUAUUCAAUAAUUGUAAUGCCUAAAUGUAAGUAUUUUACGGACAAUUUAUUUUAUUAAAACAUUUAAAUGCUGUUUUAAAAAAAAACAUUUUAUAAAAUUAAUAUAAAAUAUUAUUAUGAAUUAAUAAAAUGUUGAAAACA